Molecule: messenger RNA, 255 nt
Organism: Racocetra persica
Lineage: Eukaryota; Fungi; Glomeromycota; Glomeromycetes; Diversisporales; Gigasporaceae
Source: the annotation of a GenBank genome assembly
AAAAUGCAAUUGAUUGAUCAAACAUUUAGAAACUCAGUAGUUGAUUUUAUUUCUUCAAUACAAUUGAUUGAUCAAACAAUGAAACAUUUGGAAAUAACUCUUCAACACCUUUAUAUGAAUAACUGGUUAAGACAUAGACUUGAAGAUAUUCCAAAUUAUGAUGUAAAAUUUUUAACUCUAUAUAAAUAUUGGUUGAAUAGUUAUGGGCAAUUUCUUUGCUAUAAUGAUGAAAGAAUAUGGUUAUAUAUUUUGUAG